This is a messenger RNA of Cyclocybe aegerita, 996 nucleotides long. NCBI's taxonomy places the organism in Eukaryota, Fungi, Basidiomycota, Agaricomycetes, Agaricales, Hemipholiotaceae. The record is from the annotation of a GenBank genome assembly.
AUGGCACCGGAUAAGAAAGACAGCGCGGUCAAGGCGAAGCAAAUGGAGGCUUUGAAGCGACUAGGGCAUUCCGAGCUGAAGCUCGAUGAAUACGAACGCAAAGUCGCAAACGAAGUCAUCCACCCUGAUGAUAUUCCAGUGACAUUCAAAGACAUUGGCGGUCUUGAUCCCAUUAUCUCUUCGCUCCGAGAAUCCGUGAUAUAUCCUCUUCUAUAUCCCAACCUCUUCACCUCGUCUUCGUCUCUUAUUGGAGCGCCAAAAGGCGUCCUUCUUUUCGGACCACCGGGAUGUGGGAAAACGAUGCUGGCGAAAGCACUCGCGAAGGAGUCUGGUGCCACGUUUAUCAACAUCGCUGCCUCCGUUUUGACCAACAAGUGGUAUGGAGAGUCGAAUAAGCUCGUGGCGGGUCUAUUCAGCCUCGCUCGCAAAGCACAACCUGCUAUCAUUUUCAUUGAUGAAAUCGACUCUUUCCUGAGGGAGCGGACAAAGGGUGAUCAUGAAGUGACGGGCAUGAUGAAGGCGGAAUUUAUGACACUAUGGGAUGGCUUGACCUCAGGCACCGAUAGAAUCCUUGUCCUUGGUGCAACCAACCGCCCGAAUGAUAUCGACUCAGCUAUCUUGCGUCGAAUGCCAAAACGUUUCGGCAUCGGAUUACCUGAUCUCGAACAAAGAACGAAAAUUCUCACCCUGAUGUUGAAGGGGACCAAACUCUCGCCUGACUUUUCUAUCUCGAAUCUCGCGUCUCAUACAGACGGCCUCUCGGGCUCUGACUUAAGGGAACUAUGUCGGAAUGCCGCUAUGGUACCAGUCCGAGAGUUCAUGCGGAGUACGUCAGACAACCAUGACUUGUUGAUGAAGGGGCAACUGGAGGGCUUUGACAUACGUCCUCUUACUCUGGACGAUUUCUUUGCCCACGAUGGGUCUAGCCCGCUACCUCCCAUCGUCGUAGACGAUCGUUCUCGACUAGACGACUUUGAUGGAGAACCGCUUGAUUGA